This is a messenger RNA of Kalmanozyma brasiliensis GHG001, 1866 nucleotides long. Its product is annotated as Actin-binding, cofilin/tropomyosin type. Gene Ontology annotation, cellular component: cytoplasm; actin filament. The record is from RefSeq and is a predicted model, not a curated record. NCBI's taxonomy places the organism in Eukaryota, Fungi, Basidiomycota, Ustilaginomycetes, Ustilaginales. Gene Ontology annotation, biological process: barbed-end actin filament capping; actin filament depolymerization. The transcript has a single exon. The coding region runs from base 1 to 1866 and encodes 621 amino acids. Gene Ontology annotation, molecular function: actin filament binding; actin monomer binding.
AUGUCCAACAUCCCCAUCUCAGACGACUUGGCCAAGGCAUUCAAAGAGGCCGACGCUUCGACACGAGCCAUUCUCGUCCAGAAUGACGGCGGCUUCCUCAAGCUCGUCCAGUCCGCACCGCCUUCCGGCCCAGAUGUGAGCGACAAGGAAGAUUUUGCGCCCGUCCUCGCCAAGCUCUUUGCCAAUGACCCGCAGCGCAGUGGCUAUGCGUUGUACCGCCUCGACAGUCAAUCCGCCUCGGGUGAAUGGGAGUGGCUCUGCUGCUCGUACCAGCCGGACGGAGCCAAGAUCAAGGAGAAGAUGCAGUAUGCCAUCACCCGCUCUUCCCUCAUGGCGGGCUUGACGGAGCGCAGAUUCUUGGAAACCAUCUUUGGUGCUUCGCCUUCGGAUUUCUUGUGGCCUACCAAGCUGCGCAACAGUCGAAAGCAUGAUUACCAGAACCCACAGCUCAAGACCGCGGGCGUCGCUGCAUCCGAGGCAGCCGGAACCGGCUCAGGUGGGGCGAGAAGGAACUUUGGCUCGGCUGGCAGGACCAACAAUCUCCGAUCGACCGAGGAUGAGCCAUCCAAUCUGGAAGCUACCUCUGCGGUGUCUGGCGUCAGCAGCGCGGGCGGAUCGGCAGGUGCCUCGCCCGCCGUCGAACGUCCUCAGCCGGUGCCGGAAGCCGAGCUGCCCAAGGUCACGCAGGCGCCUACACCGAAACGAUACAACUCGCACGAGUUCACCUCGGCGUUCAAGAGCCCCACACCGCCGGUCGCGGAUCAGGAACCUGCGGAGCCAGCAGUUCCUGUGACUGCCACCGAGUCGACACCAUCCGCUACCAGGGACGACAAUGCCAAGCAAUUCGCUGCCGAGGAGAAGGCGCCAGAAGAGCCCAGCACGCCAAAAGUCGCUGCAGGCCAGACAGACAGCCUGUCGCAGCCCACAGUACCAUCUGGAUCGACUCUGACUGCAGCUGCCAACGUCGCAUCUGCAAUUGAUGCCGACGAGCCCGAGUGCAAGGUCACGGAAGCGGAGCAGGACUUUGCUCAGAGCAAAGCGCCCCAGGAGCCUUCCUCACCAUCGACCGAGAGCAAAGCGCCCUUGUCACAGCCCACGUUGCCGACAUCGCUUGACCAGGCGAGUCUCAAGGAGGAAGCACCCGAAAGGCCGCAGGAAAAGAGCUCCAUCUCGAUCGGAUCCGGUUCGGGUCCCUCGGCGACCGGCCUCACUCAGCGGGAGGAGGAGCUCGCCUCGUUGCGAAAGCUGCAGGCGACCGAGCGAGCGGGGACCAACGGCAGCAGCGCAGGCAGCGGUGCUGGUGGCCCCGCUGUGGGAUUUAAGUGGGAUGAUGGCGUGCAAGAUGCCAUCAAGGCGCUUGCUUCCACUGCCUCUGGCACUUCCGAGUGGAACCUGGUCGUCCUGUCCAUCGACCUGCGCAGCGAGACGGUUGAGCUGGAAUCGCCGCCUCGCUUCGUGCCGCCUGCCGAUCUGCCCUCUGCGCUCAGCGCCAACGACCCACGCAUCGCCUUCUACCGUCUGGAUAAGGCUUCGAUGCAGACGUCGGGCGAGAGCGUCGUUGCGAUGCUCUACUGCUGCCCCGCAUCGAGCGGCGUCAAGGCGCGCAUGAUCUACUCGAGCAACGUGCUCAUCAUUCUCAACCACGUCAAGGGCUUUUCGGGCAUGCGCGUGGUUAAGAAGCUCGAGGCGUCCGACAGGGAGGACUUUACCCAUGCAUAUGUUACGGGCGAGAUCGAGGAGGUGUUGGCGCAGGAGAGGCACAAGUUUGCCGGCACGGGUUUUGAUGGAGAUGCGCCCCAGACGCUGAGCAAGACCGAGGGGACAGGGUUCUCGAGACCUCGCAAGGCGGGUUCCACUCGACACUGA